GACUGCACCUCCUUCAACUCAACGCACCUCGGCACUAACACAACUCCGUAACAACAUCUGGAGGAGGAGGACGGCUGGAGAAACCGCUGGCCACAGCUGCACCGCGCGUUGUUUCCUCUCCUUUUCCUGCGCGUCCCGGAGAAAGUGCCGCGUCCCCGCAGAGACCCAGAAGUUGGCGGAGAGGGAGAGAGUGAGAGAGUUGAGGAAUACAUCUCUCUCUUUCUGUUCUUCAUCACGGUGAGAGUCUGCACGAUAACGACCACUAACAGGGAGGUGAAUGGACCUUCACCGCCCCUUCAAGAUGGACAGCCCCUCUUACCUGCCAGCUCCACUGGCCUCCCCUGCCCUCAUGGUCCUCGCCUCGACCGCCGAGGCCAGCCGAGACGCCUCUGUCCCCUGCCAGGCGCCCAGGCCCUUCGGCAUCCCCGCUUCCAUGGAGAAGGACCUCCACCUCCCCUUCCCUUCAGCUUCCUACACAUUCACCUCCAUGUACCAGCGCCAGGGCCCCAUGUCAGGCACCUUCUCCUCCCGAGACUUCCCGGCCUCCUUACUCCACCUGCACCCUCAGUUCACCCCACCAAACCUGGACUGCUCCACGCUCAGCAUGCUCAACCACAGCGGAGUGGGUGCCUUCCGACCUUUCUCUUCCCCACAAGAGGAGAGGGAGUCUGGGGGUUACCAGUCCGCUUUCACCCCGGCCAAGAGGCUGAAGAGCUGCUUCCCAGAGGUGGAGGGGAAGGAGUUUGACUUUGGCUCUUUGGGCGGCUGCCUCAAAGCUGGGGAGGACUCAGGGAGGAAGCUGUUCUCCAUGUCAGGCCUGCUGUCUGAUGGAGAGGCCUCAUCAAGCCCGGAGGAGCGCAAAGAGCACAGUGAUACCGCUCCAGUGCAGCACAACCUCCUCGUACGAGCUCCAAAGUCUCUCUCUCUUUCUCUGCACAUUAAGCGUGAAGGAGGUUCUCCAACGUCACCCCCUCGACCGGCCGAGGACGCUAACUCUGACCGAUACCAGACGUUUCUUCGUGUGCGGGCCAACAGACACACGAGACUGAAUGUCGAUGACCUCUGCUGGUGCAGGUGCUACGUCAAAUCUGCCCCAUUACGCCCUCACAGCGCAGGAGCCCACCUAGACUGCACACAAGCUGUCAGGAUUGGAAAACUGAAGAGGAGGAAACCAGAGGACGGACAGGAGGGUUCACUGGACUUGGUGCCAUUGGAGAACGAGUGGAACGAGAGGAGAAGGAUACAGAUGUCGUCUAUGGUUGGAGGGUUUAAAGGUGCGAUGCUGGUGAGCACUACUUCCAAGGAGUGUCGAGACAGCGACGCAGACCUGGACGUGGAUGGAGACGAUACUCUGGAGUACGGCAGAGCACAAUACACAGAGGCAGACGUCAUCCCCUGCUCAGGAGAAAGCUCCAAAGAGACGACAGUGAACAGCAGUAUACUGCUUGAUUCCAGAGUAAACCUCAGCUAUUCCAAAUGGUUAAAUGAUGGCAGUCCAUCCACCAGUGGAGAGAAAGUGGACGGCAGCCUCGCAGUUCUGCCCAAAACCUGCAAAAACACUGAGAUAGAGAUGUAA
This is a messenger RNA of Paralichthys olivaceus (Japanese flounder), 1576 nucleotides long. NCBI's taxonomy places the organism in Eukaryota, Metazoa, Chordata, Actinopteri, Pleuronectiformes, Paralichthyidae. The record is from RefSeq and is a predicted model, not a curated record.